Messenger RNA from Bacidia gigantensis, 897 nucleotides. It is a transcript of the gene PRE2, whose product is annotated as Proteasome subunit beta type-5. Gene Ontology annotation, molecular function: threonine-type endopeptidase activity. The transcript is spliced from 4 exons. Gene Ontology annotation, cellular component: proteasome core complex. The record is from RefSeq and is a predicted model, not a curated record. The coding region runs from base 1 to 897 and encodes 298 amino acids. NCBI's taxonomy places the organism in Eukaryota, Fungi, Ascomycota, Lecanoromycetes, Lecanorales, Ramalinaceae.
AUGGAUACAUUAGUCUCAACGUACAGUCGGUCGGCCUUCGAGGACGAAGGCUACUCGUCAGACGAACAGCGAGAGCUUGUUCAAGUAACACCUCCAUUAUCACUCAAAUUCGCUCUUCCUCCUAUGCCAAAUCCCUCUGCCUUCCUCCGCGCUCUUACAGAUGACCACGCCAAUCCAAGUUGUCCGAUCAAACUUGCCCAUGGUACCACGACACUAGCAUUCAGGUUCCAAGGCGGUAUAAUCGUAGCCACCGACUCGCGAGCUACAGCCGGGAACUGGAUCGCCAGUCAGACAGUCAAGAAGGUCAUUGAGAUAAAUGAUUGCUUGCUUGGAACGAUGGCUGGCGGUGCAGCUGACUGUCAGUACUGGCUAGCAUAUCUUGGCAUGCAAUGUCGAUUGCAUGAACUUCGCCACAAACGGAGGAUAUCAGUCGCUGCGGCGUCGAAGAUACUCUCCAAUAUCGUGUAUGGCUACAAAGGCAUGGGACUGAGUAUGGGAACUAUGUGUGCAGGUGUGACACCACAGGAAGGUCCAGCAUUAUACUACAUCGACUCAGAGGGUACCCGACUCGCCGGCAACUUAUUCUGCGUUGGCUCCGGUCAGACAUUCGCAUACGGAGUUUUGGACGCAGAGUAUCACUACGACUUGAAAGAAGAUGAAGCUUUAGAGCUAGGGAGGAGAAGCAUCCUAGCUGCUACACACCGAGACGCGUUCUCUGGGGGAUUCAUUAAUCUGUACCACGUCAAAGAAGACGGAUGGGUGAAGCACGGUUUCAACGAUACCAAUCCAAUAUUCUGGAAGACUAAAUUAGAGCGGGGGAGUUUAGCAAUGUCACUUCAGAACUCUGAUUCUUGGUUCCAGGACCUGGAGUCAUAUUGGUUGUACUCGGUGGAUUAG